Messenger RNA from Hemibagrus wyckioides, 3595 nucleotides. It is a transcript of the gene rapgef5b, whose product is annotated as Rap guanine nucleotide exchange factor (GEF) 5b. The record is from RefSeq and is a predicted model, not a curated record. Gene Ontology annotation, biological process: positive regulation of GTPase activity; Ras protein signal transduction. Gene Ontology annotation, molecular function: guanyl-nucleotide exchange factor activity. Gene Ontology annotation, cellular component: plasma membrane. The transcript has 26 exons. NCBI's taxonomy places the organism in Eukaryota, Metazoa, Chordata, Actinopteri, Siluriformes, Bagridae. The coding region runs from base 236 to 2902 and encodes 888 amino acids.
UUCUGUGUCAUUUAAGACACAUGAGGAUUACACAUAUCGCUGUACCAUCAAACAAGGAAAACAAGUCUGUCAAAAUUUCUAUAUGUCAGGCUUAUUUAUAUUGAUUUUUGCAAAAUGAAUUGAUUCGCUUAGAACCGAGAGCCACGGUGGCGGUUUAAUUGAAUCGAGUCAUUAUCGUUGUUACCUGAAUGGAUGAAGACGUUACCGCCUGGGGCUUACUGGAGUAAGAGUGAACAUGGCAAUGCUGGAGAAAAGUCCGUUAUCGGUCAAGAGUGACCUUUUAUACCUGCGAUGGAAUCAAGUAGUGAAAGAACAACAAGCUCGGCUGAGUCCAAGCAAAGAGGACUCACCUGUGUUCAACAAACACACAUCGGUGUUUAGAAAGAAAAGCUCUGAGGUGAUUGUAUCGGAGGAGCAGCCACCUGAAACCAUCAGCUGUCUCAUCUCGGACACCAGGCACAAGGCAAAGCAAGCAUUUUUUGUUUGCGUGCAAAACGUGUCUUGUGCUGGCCGUGCACUCAGAAAUGCUUUCUUAUCGAAUGGACAAGAAAACUGGAAAGCCCAUGUGAAACUAGCCAGAAUCAUCAAAAGGAGCUUUAUAGGACAGGAGCUGGUGCAGUGGCUGACGGAGCAGCAGUGUGUGUUUGUUGGAAACAGAAAUGCAGCUGCUAGAGUCUGGAAUGUUUUGCUGGAGCUGGGCAUCCUGCUUUCGGUGGAAAGGCUGGCAGAGUUUGAAGACUCGGAAACAUUGUACCAGUUCUCCUUUGAGGAGUGUGAAGCCCAAAGCUGUGAAUUUAGAAAUCAGACGCAGUGGCAAAAUGGAGUGAAUCUUCUCUUACAGGUGGCACCUCAAACUCCGCUCCGUGUGGCCACUCCUAAACCGAGUGAGGGAGAGCAGAAGAAACAUUCUCUUGCUUGUAGUCCAGUAGAUGUUGUCCAGAUGAGAGCUCUGGAGCGGCUGACAUCAAAGGUGCAGAAUGAACUGACAGCAGCACUGGCUCGGAAAGGAAGGUGCAAAUCGAUGAUUGAGGACACUGUCCCAGAGCACUCUGUUGACCUCCCACCCUCUACUCGUUCUUCCAGUGAGCAAAAGCAGGGCCCCGGGACUGGAUUACGCAACAGAGAGGACAUGAGUCGCAUGGAGAUGGUCCAGCGACUAGCCAAGGAUGGAUGCCGCCUCCUUCACAGCCCGCUUAAACCCACUGAACGACCAGCCGAGCCCCUCGGUGACGCAGCAGUCCGUGUGUGUGUGAGAGAAAGGAGCCGAGAGAUGCUGCUGCUUCAGAGGACUACGUCAGAGCAAGUGCCCUCCUCCUCUUCCUCAUCCUCCCCCUCCUCCCUUGCCAGGAGGUACGCCAGUGUCCCCGCCAGUCCCGAGAAGGUUCUAGAACACCUGCUGAGCCACCUGACGCUGGACGAGGACAACGGGAGCCCUCAAGCCAGAGAGACAGAGAGUCUCCUUGAUGACUUUUUGCUGACGUAUCCAGUGUUCAUGUCUACCAGUGACCUUUGCCAAGCGCUUCUUGGACACUAUUGUUUGAAGCGAGGCAGGACGAAGAACGAGGCGAAAGAGACACUGCUGAGGAAGCGCAAAGUCCUGCACCUUCUUUCCCAGUGGAUCACACUCUGCCGUGACACGCUGCAGGAUGGCGAACACACCAAAGUGUUUAUGAAGAUGCUGUAUCGCUACGUUCUGGAUGACCUUUAUGAAUUCCCAACUCUGGAGAACGAGGUGAAAGAGCUCCAGAAACUUCUCCGCAUGCAGCGCAGACACACGGUGGAUGAGUAUUCUCCUCAGAGAAAGAAUAAAGCACUUUUCCACCAACUGAGCCUGAAAGAGACGUGGCAGCCUACCCGAACGGCCCAGAGGCAGAAUAAGGAAGUUCUGUGUCACGUGUAUGUGACCAUGGACUCCUACGUGAGUGUGAGGACACACAGUGAGGUAACGGUGCAGGAACUGCUGGCUGCAGUGGCUGAGAGAUUAGAGUGUGCAGAGGACGACAUGGUGCUGGUGGCUGUCAACUACUCCAGAGGGAAGGAGCUGCUCCAGCCACAACAGUGUGUGUACUCAGACUCCCUUGGUGCUGUGAGCAGGCUGUGUGUGUGCAGGAGAGACCUGCCAGAGAUCACGAACCUCGUGACAGAUAAUGGACAGAUGCAACAGCCAGCAGUCAGGAUGCUGAGUAUGAACACAUGGGACAUAGCAGUGGCUCUGACUAACUGUGACUGGAGUUUCUUCAGAAAUCUACAGGAGCAAGAACUGGUUUAUUUCACACUGAGCCGCGAUUCUUGCUCUGGCCACACGGCGGCGCUGGAGCUGCUGCUUCAGCGCUGUAACGAGGUACAGCAGUGGGUGAUGACUGAAGUGCUGCUCUGCCCCACGCUCUGCAAACGUGUGCAGCUCUUUAAGAAGUUCAUCAAGAUCGCAGCCCACUGUAAAGCACAAAGGAACCUGAACUCAUUCUUUGCCAUUAUAAUGGGUUUGAACACUCCAGCUGUCAGCCGACUGACUCAGACGUGGGAGAAAGUUCCUGGAAAAUUCAAAAAGCUGUUCUCCGAGCUCGAGAGCUUGACAGACCCAUCCUUCAACCACAAAGCCUACAGGGAUGCCUUCAAAAAGAUGAAGUGUCCCAAAAUCCCUUUCCUACCUCUGCUACUGAAAGAUAUUACAUUCAUUCACGAGGGAAACAAAACAUUUCUGGAUAAUCUGGUCAACUUUGAGAAACUGCACAUGAUGGCAGACAUGGUGCGAGUCAUUAGACACUGUCAGACAGACCACAUGGGACACAUGUUGACCCAGAAGGAGAGUCCCGAUGUCAAAGCCUACAUCAACUAUCUACACAUCAUCGACAAUCAGCAGACUCUGUUUGAGCUUUCACACAGACUAGAGACAAAGGUCUAGGACACAUGUGUGUGUGUUUGUUCAUUCAUGUGUAUCAAUGACUAAUGAGAAGAAGAUGGUGCCAUGAUCCCUCUCACAAGACACUGAGAAGGAGGCACAAUUAACAUGCACAGCCACAAGGGGGAGAGGCUGAGCCUCGCAGACUGCACAGAUCACAGGAGGAGAGUCACGACGAGCCAAGGACCUUCAACUUCAGCAAGUGCAUACAUGUGUCAUGGCCCUGAAGAAUGUGGGACGGCUAUUACCCUAGCCAAGGCAAUAAAAGGUAUUUCACAUCGGAUACGGAGUACACUGGAUGCUGAUUAACAAGCCUGAACCCAAGCCUAUGACUUAAACAUCUCAGUCUCAGUUUAUGUUAUGGUUGUGUGAUGCUUUGUGAUGAUCAUAGGAAACUAUUUCAAUCUUAGACAAUCAGAAAAACAAAUCAAAUGACAACGGUCUUUGCUGUAUCUGGAUUAUUUUCAGGACUUAGCAAUAGUAGCAACAGAAGUAACCGGUAUCAGUGUAAUUAGCAACAUACAAGUGACACCAAAAAAAAAAAAAAAAAAGAGAUUCAUUACAAAAUUUAGCAUAAUGGUUUUACCCAUCAUGCAUCAGAGUUACACUAUGAGAGCAGAGCAGAAUUUUACUAAGCCGAUUCCUUGCAGCUGAGAUUUACAUCUUCUGCUGAUUAGUUCAGUAUUAGUACAGUAA